This is a messenger RNA of Abrus precatorius (Indian licorice), 3351 nucleotides long. Its product is annotated as E3 ubiquitin-protein ligase UPL5. Gene Ontology annotation, biological process: proteasome-mediated ubiquitin-dependent protein catabolic process; protein polyubiquitination; positive regulation of protein catabolic process. Gene Ontology annotation, molecular function: protein binding; ubiquitin-protein transferase activity. The transcript has 3 exons. Bases 302 to 2854 code for a protein of 850 amino acids. The record is from RefSeq and is a predicted model, not a curated record. NCBI's taxonomy places the organism in Eukaryota, Viridiplantae, Streptophyta, Magnoliopsida, Fabales, Fabaceae.
GUGAACAAUGCGCCUUCCCGUAGAGGAACACGACACCUUUGUAGGAACUUAGAAAAAUAAGGUAAAUUGGAAAAUGCACAAACAGGGGAUUAGAACGAGGGAAGAAGAGACGACGCUAGAGCAGAAGAAGAAAGGUAACCAAAAUCCAGACAGCUCUCUCACACACUCUUAUUCCACUCCUCUCCAAUUCCCACUCUACUCGGCUCAGUUUAGGAGCACACGCAGUUCCUCUCCAUGGCUUCGGCUUCGGCUUCCCGCUUGGCUGCUCACUGACUCACCCCCUCGCGGCGGCGCCUCCUAAAUGUCUGUCAUCGAAACCCCCGCCGUUCACCACCGCAGCGGGGGCGCCUCCGAUCACCACCGUCACCCCUCCAAACGCAAAUUCGACGAUGGCGAGGACGAAGAAUUGUCAGACUUAGUGAGCGUGAGGAUGAAGAAGGAAGAGGCGGUGAAUUCGUGGUCGGAGUUGCGAUCGCACCUGCAGUUCUUUGUGCGAAUGAUGUCCGGCGGAAACACAAUCGUGAUGCAAGCUUAUCCCGACGACAGCGUGAAAUCGAUUCACGAGCGAAUCCAAAGCAUGAAGGGAAUCCCUGUGUUCGAACAGAGGUUAAUCUACAGAGGCAAACAGCUUCAGUGGGAACAGACUCUUGCUGAGUGUUCCAUCCAAAACGACGCUAACCUUCAACUCGUUGGUCGCAUGCGUAGCACGGAGCAUCCACAGGCCUGGCAGGUUAUAAACGACAUGGUCUCUCUCGUUUACCGUCUCUGCCGCGGAGAAACCGUUCGUGAUGCCUUGAAGACUAUCAAGGGAUUGAUCGCCAGUUACUUGAACAUGACCCCAAGAAUUGACAGCGAUUCUGCGUCUGGGUAUUUUCAGAUUUUCAUGUCUUCUAAUGCUCCUGAGGUGCUGGUUAUGCUCUAUAUGUCUCCCUUUGCAGGUAACAAGGACUGUGCUGAUUCUUCUGUUAGACAUUUUUUGAGUUCUUGUUGUAAUACCUUGUGUAAGGCGUUGCACGGCCAGUGUGCGCGUGUGGUGUUGGAGUUUUGUAAAUUGCUUAGGAGAGUGGGGUAUCAGGACCCUUUGUAUCUCUAUUGUCGGAGUACUUUUGGGUCAUUGUUGGAAACAGCUGGGGUUUCCUAUGCUGGCUCUGAUAAUGGCAAAGGGAUGAUUUUGAUUCAAGACAUUUUCCCCUUUGUUCGUGAGCUUGCUAGAAGCUUGUUGAGGGACUUGGAUUUGAGUAUGGAAUCCCCCUCUGCUGCCGGGCUUUUGUUGAACGAUGUUGGUGAUUUUACUGCCUUCUUAAUACCUUUGAGAACUGGAAUCAUGGAGCUCCAGGCUAUCAAGGAUUCUAUGCCUCAAGACAAACGUCAUAAGGACCUCUUGCUUGCCGAAGAGAUUGGACACCUUCAUCGUUUGUACAUUGAUUUGUUGAACAAAAUUGAACAGUGCCUUCAAAAGAUGGAGCAAAGUUUGGCAGGUCAGGAGAUUGCGGAAGGGGACAAUGUUUGUCCUGCGUGGUCUCAUUAUCUUACCAUCUUGAAGGAGUUGAAUAAAAUUUCUAAGCUUUAUGAUGGUGCUGAGGAAAAGCUUUGGAGUGUUUUGACACGCCAAAGAAGUGUGCUGUGUCAACUAAUUGUUCGGUAUGCGAAGAGAACUGAUGAGCAUCAGUGGAUUCUUGAGCACAGGUGUGUGACCAAUUUUGAGUCUCGAAGGCAUUUGGCCAUGAUGAUGUUCCCGGAGGUAAAAGAAGACUAUGAGGAGUUGCAUGAGAUGCUUAUUGACAGAUCUCAGUUAUUGGCUGAAUCUUUUGAAUACAUAGCUCGUGCUGAACCUGAAUCUCUACAUGCUGGCCUGUUUAUGGAAUUCAAAAAUGAGGAAGCUACUGGCCCAGGUGUUCUUAGGGAGUGGUUUCUCCUGGUAUGUCAAGCAAUAUUCAAUCCACAAAAUGCUCUUUUUGUGGCCUGCCCAAAUGAUCGGAGGAGGUUUUUCCCCAAUCCUGCUUCUAAGGUACAUCCUCUGCACCUUGAGUACUUCAGCUUUGCUGGUCGAAUUAUUGCAUUAGCUUUGAUGCAUAGGGUGCAAGUCGGUAUUGUUUUUGAUCGUGUGUUUUUCUUGCAAUUGGCUGGAAACUAUAUUACUUUAGAAGAUAUAAGGGAUGCAGAUCCUUGUCUGUAUACCAGCCUCAAGCAAAUAUUGGAGAUGGAUUCUGAUUUCGUUGAUUCAGAUGAAUUAGGACUGACAUUUGUUAGAGAGGUGGAGGAAUUAGGACACAGGAAAGUGGUUGAGCUCUGCCCUGAUGGGAAAACCCUUGUAGUAAAUAGUAAGAACAGGGAGAAGUAUGUUGAUCUUCUAAUACAGGAUCGCUUCGUAACAUCUAUUUCUGAGCAGGUGUCACAUUUUGCCAAAGGUUUUGCUGAUAUUCUUUCAAACUCAAAGCUCCAGCAGUACUUCUUUCAAAGUUUACAGCUUGAAGAUCUUGAUUGGAUGCUGCAUGGGAGUGAAGAUACCAUUUCUGUUGAAGAUUGGAAAACACACACCGAGUACAAUGGCUAUAAAGAGACAGAUAUUCAGAUAUCUUGGUUUUGGGAGAUUGUUGGGAGAAUGACAGCAGAACAAAGGAAGGUUCUUCUAUUCUUUUGGACAUCUGUAAAAUAUUUACCGGUCGAAGGUUUCCGUGGUUUAGCUUCCCGUCUCUACAUAUACAGAUCCCAUGAACCCGGUGAUCGCCUUCCUUCAUCUCACACUUGCUUUUACCGGCUGUGUUUCCCAGCUUAUUCAUCUAUGGCUGUCAUGCAAGAUCGUCUUGAUGUCAUCACUCAAGAACACAUUGGCUGCAGUUUUGGUACUUGGUGAAUACACCUGCAAUCUGGAUAGAAGUGGUUUUGACUGCACAUAGAAUUAUCGUUGUACAGAUUAUAGGAGUAUUCCAUCUAUCUUCUAAUUGGAAAAUGUGGGAAAAUUCUCUAGUGCUGUUUUUCAAAGUAGUCACGGGUUGCAGUGUCAUUGGUCUUUGUCAAAUGUUUAUAUGGAUAAAGUAUAAAUAAAAACAGGAUUGAAACAAAAAGAAUUCGAUCUCUCUAUGAUCUAGCAUUGCUGUUCUAAUGAAAUUUGCUUAUUUCGUUGUGCCAUGGACAUGGUGGAUAUGCCAUAACAAUCAAGUUUGGAUUUGGGGUAAUCGUGCUCAAAGAGCAACUCUUCGCCCCAAAAUCAAGUAAGGGUUGUUUUAGUGGGCUUACGGCUUGCUGCUGCCUCCUCCCUCGUAACUAGUUUAGGUCAAACUAUGUGGUUGUUUUGUUAUAAAUUGUAUUUGUUUAGAAAUAAUAAAUAAUAACUAAUGUCAUAAGUUUUGG